AUGGUCUCGCUCAACAGUAUGAAAGAUGGCCCCCAAGUUUCAACUACCUAUGGCGAUGAGGCGGCGCAAGGAGGUCACUUCGUGCCCGCCAAAUACCGGGGUACUGUGAAGGAUCAGGCCGACAUGAGUGCUCUAGGCCGAGAGCAGGUGUUGCGUAGGAAUUUCCGGUUUAUCUCUAUUGUCGGCUUUGGUUGCACAUUGAUCGCAACAUGGGAAGUUAUCCUGACACUACUUGAGCAAGGUCUGACCGAUGGAGGUACCGCUGGCUUGAUCUGGGGUUUCCUCAUCGUCGCGUGUGGAUUUCUGCUCGUUUUCCUCAGUUUAGCUGAAAUGGCUUCUAUGGCUCCGACAUCUGGAGGUCAAUACCAUUGGGUAUCAGAAUUCGCACCUCGUAGUUGCCAGAAGUUCUUGAGCUAUAUCACCGGUUGGCUGUGUGCUAUGGGUUGGCAAUGUGCCAUCGUCUCAAUUGCCUUCCUUGCGGGAACUAUUAUUCAGGGCCUCAUUGUUCUCAACCAUGAUGAUUAUGUCUUUGAGCGCUGGCAUGGAACGCUUUUGGUGAUUGCCAUCACCUUCUUCGGAAUCUUGUUCAAUACCUUCCUCGCCAAGAAGCUGCCUUUCGUCGAAGUCCUGAUUCUUAUCCUCCAUGUCGUCGGGCUGUUUGCCAUCAUCAUCCCUCUCUGGGUUCUCGCACCUCGCAGAACCGCCAAGCAGGUCUUUACGGAAUUCAACAACGGUGGUGGGUGGAACAGCGUUGGAACAGCAACAUUAGUUGGAUUUUCCACUACUAUCACCGCCUUAAUUGGAUAUGACUGUGCCGUGCACAUGUCCGAAGAAAUCAAGGACGCAUCAGAGACCCUCCCGAAGGCAAUGAUCACUUCCGUUCUCAUUAAUGACUGUGCGGGAUUUCUCAUGCUGGUGACGAUCUGUUUCACCUUAGGUGAUAUCAACGACGUGCUCGCAACCCCCACCGGGUACCCAUUUAUUCAAGUCUUCUACAAUGCCACCAAUAGUCUUCCCGGCACGAACACCAUGACUGCAAUCUUGGUUCUUACGCUCACGGCUAGUACGAUUACUGAAUUGGCCACGGCCUCUCGGCAGCUUUGGUCUUUUGCCCGAGACGGAGGUCUUCCCUUUUCUGGGUUUUUUGGAUACGUUACUCCCGGGUGGAACAUUCCUCUUAAUGCGGUGAUGGUUUCUCUCAUGGUAACCGUUCUCCUAUCCUUGAUCAACAUCGGUUCAACAACGGCUCUCUUGGCUAUCGUCACCUUGACCAUCGGAUCACUCAUGUCUUCAUACGUUAUUACAAUUGGGUGCUUGCUGCUGAAGCGGAUCCGUGGCGAACCCCUUCCACCUCGUCGGUGGAGCCUCGGUCGGUUUGGAAUGGCCAUUAACAUCGGUGCCUUGUGUUUCUUGUUACCAGUGUUUGUGUUCGCUUUCUUCCCCCUGACAUCGACAGUCGAUCGAGAAUCGAUGAACUGGUGCGUGGUGAUGUACGGCGGCAUUAUGCUUAUUGCCAUUCUAUACUACAUCUUCCGCGGCCGGCACGUCUAUGUUCCUCCCGUUGCGCUGGUCAAGCGUGAGAUGUGA
Messenger RNA from Aspergillus nomiae NRRL 13137, 1587 nucleotides. RefSeq names its product amino acid permease. Gene Ontology annotation, cellular component: membrane. The coding region runs from base 1 to 1587 and encodes 528 amino acids. The transcript has 7 exons. NCBI's taxonomy places the organism in Eukaryota, Fungi, Ascomycota, Eurotiomycetes, Eurotiales, Aspergillaceae. Gene Ontology annotation, biological process: transmembrane transport. Gene Ontology annotation, molecular function: transmembrane transporter activity. The record is from RefSeq and is a predicted model, not a curated record.